This is a messenger RNA of Xiphophorus maculatus (southern platyfish), 904 nucleotides long. RefSeq names its product GM2 ganglioside activator (gene gm2a). Gene Ontology annotation, molecular function: enzyme activator activity; lipid carrier activity. Gene Ontology annotation, biological process: lipid transport; ganglioside catabolic process. The record is from RefSeq and is a predicted model, not a curated record. The transcript has 4 exons. Gene Ontology annotation, cellular component: cytoplasmic side of plasma membrane. NCBI's taxonomy places the organism in Eukaryota, Metazoa, Chordata, Actinopteri, Cyprinodontiformes, Poeciliidae. Bases 99 to 710 code for a protein of 203 amino acids.
UCAGGCGGCGGUUGUAAACACGGAAGUGCUGGUCUCAGGAAGCAUUCUGACUUUCUCUGGCCGUGGAGAGGCUCGCUUUAACGUCGCAGAGCAGCGGGAUGAUGAACAGGAUGGCCGGCUGUCUGAAGGUGACAGUAGCCCUGAUGGUGGUUUUAGCUGCUGUGGUAUUUCAGGCAAACUGCGACUCCUUUGAAAUGAAGAGAGUCAGGAGCGCAAAGGUUUUGGGUUUCGACUGGAAAAACUGCGGACAGCCCGACGCUCCGGCUGUUCUAAAGAGCCUGACUGUGUCUCCAGAUCCCAUCAACAUUCCGGGAUCACUGACGGCCGCUGCGUCUGGAUCCACGUUGGUCGAGCUGGCCUCCCCUCUUUCUGUGAAUGUGACCAUGGAGAAGGAGGUGGCAGGUUUCUGGGUGAAGAUCCCCUGCCUGGAGCAGCUUGGCAGUUGUCACUAUAAGGACGCCUGCGAAAUUCUGAACCAGCUGAUCCCACCGGGACAGGAUUGUCCCGAACCGCUGCACACCUACGGCCUUCCCUGUCACUGCCCCUUCAAAGCGGGCUCUUACUCGCUGCCUCAGUCUCAGUUCUACCUGCCUUACAUGGACCUGCCUUACUGGCUCACCAAUGGGAACUACAGAGUUCAGGGAAUCCUGGGAGGUGGAGGCAAAGAGCUGGGCUGCCUCAAGCUGUCUCUGUCCAUUCACUCCAACUGAGGAGAUGAUUCACAGCAGCUUCAUGUUUCUGUUUAUCUGCACAGAAAAAUGAUGUAACUACAGGCUUUAGAAAGUUGCGUCAACUUUUAAUCUUAUGUUUGAUCCACGUUUCAGCAGCUGUCGUUUCCCCACAUCAGGGGAAAAUAAACACAUGUAAGCAGAUUAGGUACUACUGACGGUGUUUCAUUUAAACA